Tupaia belangeri chinensis (Chinese tree shrew) is the source of this 1168-nucleotide messenger RNA. RefSeq names its product ATP synthase F1 subunit gamma (gene ATP5F1C). The record is from RefSeq and is a predicted model, not a curated record. Gene Ontology annotation, biological process: proton motive force-driven ATP synthesis. Lineage: Eukaryota; Metazoa; Chordata; Mammalia; Scandentia; Tupaiidae. Gene Ontology annotation, molecular function: proton-transporting ATP synthase activity, rotational mechanism. The coding region runs from base 100 to 996 and encodes 298 amino acids. The transcript has 10 exons.
CGAUUGAAGGAGAUGUGAGAUGGGAGGAGCACUUUGGGAAGCUUCUGCGCCUGCGCCUUGACGCCCGUCUGCCCGACCUUCAGCAAGGCCGGUGUCACCAUGUUUUCUCGGGCGAGCGUCGCUGGCCUGUCGGCCUGGGCCCUGCAGCCACAAUGGAUCCAAGUCCGAAAUAUGGCAACUUUGAAAGAUAUUACCAGGCGACUAAAGUCCAUCAAAAACAUCCAGAAAAUUACCAAGUCCAUGAAAAUGGUAGCAGCAGCAAAAUAUGCCCGGGCUGAAAGGGAGCUGAAGCCUGCUCGCGUGUAUGGGAUAGGAUCUUUGGCUCUGUAUGAGAAAGCUGAUAUUAAAGUGCCUGAAGACAAGAAGAAACACCUCCUUAUUGGUGUGUCCUCAGAUCGAGGACUUUGUGGUGCUAUUCAUUCCUCAGUUGCUAAACAGAUGAAAAGUGAGGUGGCUGCUCUCACUGCAGCGGGAAAAGAAGUUAUGCUCGUUGGAAUAGGUGAUAAAAUCAGGGGCAUACUUUAUAGGACUCAUUCUGACCAGUUUCUGGUGACAUUCAAAGAAGUGGGAAGAAAGCCUCCUACUUUUGGAGAUGCAUCUGUCAUUGCCCUUGAGUUACUGAAUUCUGGAUAUGAGUUUGAUGAAGGCUCUAUCAUUUUUAAUCGAUUCAGGUCUGUUAUCUCCUAUAAGACAGAAGAAAAACCCAUCUUUUCCCUUAAUACCAUUGCAAGUGCUGAAAGUAUGAGUAUCUAUGAUGACGUCGAUGCCGAUGUGCUGCAGAAUUACCAAGAAUAUAAUCUGGCUAACAUCAUUUACUACUCUCUGAAGGAGUCCACUACCAGUGAGCAGAGUGCCAGGAUGACAGCUAUGGACAACGCCAGCAAGAAUGCUUCUGAGAUGAUUGACAAAUUGACUUUGACAUUCAACCGCACCCGCCAAGCUGUCAUCACAAAAGAAUUGAUUGAAAUUAUCUCUGGUGCUGCAGCUCUGGAUUAAUGGAAAUCAAGUUUCACCCUCAGAUAAGAGGUGAAGAAGGAAAAUUGAGCCAGCUGAUUUUGGUUUUAUCUUACUGCUGUCUUUGUCAGAAGAAAUUGUUGGUCCUUCGAAUUAUUAAAGACAGCAAGAUAUUUGUAAAUUAUCUUACAAUAAAUAACUUACAAUAAGAAAA